UGGCAUCAGUCCUAGCAGAAAAACUGCAAAGAAGAAGAGCUCUCGUAAAUAUAGAUUUUUCUUUUUUGUAUUAUUGGUUGUUCCUGGAUUCUGACCAUGUCCGAAGCCCACAUGGAAGCGCCACCCUCGGUGCGCCUCACCAACGAUGACUUCCGCAAGCUGCUGGCCACGCCACGUGCCCCGCCUCCUGGUUCCAGCACAGGCAGCGCAGGAGGUUCUUUGGCCACAGCUACCUUUGGCACGCCCUCGGCGCCGGGAGACAAGAAGAAAACCCAAAGCAGCAGCGAGCGCAACGACCUGAGGCGGAAGAAGAAGAACUUCUAUGCCGCCCUCAAGAAGCAGGAGGAUGUCAAGCUGCUGGAGCUGUCGGAGAAGUACAGGGAUCGCGCCCGCGAGCGUCGUGACAAUGCCAAUCCGGACUACACGACCGCGAGCACACCCGGCCAUGGAGGGAGUACCAAUGCCUACCGUGCCGUGGCCCCGGACAUGAAGUCGGGCAUCGAUGCCGCCGAGCGGAGGCGCCGCAUCAUCCAGGAGUCCAAGUUCUUGGGCGGUGACAUACAGCACACUCACUUGGUGAAGGGUCUCGACUACGCGCUGCUGCAGAAAGUGCGCUCCGAGCUGCACUCUAAAGAAACCGAAGAGGAGGAAAUCGCCGCCGCCCUGGCCAGGGAGAAGCUGGCUGAGGCGGCCGCAGCCGCCGAGCAACUGGAGGCGGAGCGCAGGGAGUCGGAGGACAUAAACGCCAUCAAUGGCUCGUUGGCGCGCAACAUCUACAAUCUCGUACAGGCGCGUCGCUCCAAGGAGGUGCCGCGUAACGAGCUCUUCGCUCCCGGCCGUAUGGCCUACGUCAUCGAUCUGGACGACGAGCUGGGCGAGACUGAUAUACCCACAACGCUGAAGCGAUCCAAGUUCGAGGUGCCGGCGUCGCGGGAGGACAUUGCCACGCUCACCACGAACGACAUUGUCAUCAACAAGCUGUCCCAGAUUCUGAGCUAUCUGCGGGCCGGCGGUCGCAACAAGAAGAAUAAGAAGCGCGAUAAGGACAAGCCCCUCUUCUAUGAGAAGGAAAUGGAGAGUGUGCGCACCCAACCGGGUGCCAGCAGCAGUGCUGGUGCUAACCCAAAGGGAGGCAAGCCCGCUGCUCCCCAGGGAGACAGCAUCUACGACGAUGUGGGUGACUAUCAGCCGACAGGCAAGUCGCGCGGCGAUCGACUCGCACGCCCUGGCGGUCCAGACACAGCCAGCAAGCCUGCUCCCGGACAGAACUCGUACUUUGGCGAUGCCCCGCCGGAGACGGUGGAACCGGUCAUCACAAGUAUACCGCCACCCCCGAAGAUAUCCAAGGCCAUGGCCUCGCGAUUCGCCAACGAACCCGAAGGCUAUGCCGAGUGCUAUCCGGGCCUGGAGGAGAUGAACGACGCCAUCGACGAUUCGGACGAUGAGGUGGACUACACCAAGAUGGAUCUGGGCAACAAGAAGGGCCCCAUCGGACGCUGGGACUUUGACACGCAGGAGGAGUACUCCGAUUACAUGAGCACCAAGGAGGCCUUGCCCAAGGCCGCCUUCCAGUAUGGCGUUAAGAUGCAGGAUGGCCGCAAGACGCGCAAAAACAAGACGGAAAAGAACGAGAAGGCUGAACUGGAUCGGGAGUGGCAGAAGAUUCAGACCAUCAUACAAAAGCGUAAGACGCCCAAAGACCGUGAUGGCGGUGGUGGUGGCCGUGACGCUGGCGAUGAACCCGAAUACAAAUCGGCCAAGUACUAGGGCAUACAUGUAUAUUGCUAUUAGUUCUUGAAACAUUAUUCUAUAUUUGUAAUUUAAUGCUGUAAAACUUUAAAGUUAAAU
Molecule: messenger RNA, 1848 nt
Organism: Drosophila obscura
Lineage: Eukaryota; Metazoa; Arthropoda; Insecta; Diptera; Drosophilidae
Gene: beag
Product: protein Red
Exons: 2
Coding region: 97-1767 (556 amino acids)
Biological process (GO): mRNA splicing, via spliceosome
Cellular component (GO): nucleus
Source: RefSeq, a predicted model, not a curated record